Sphaeroforma arctica JP610 is the source of this 718-nucleotide messenger RNA. RefSeq lists its product as hypothetical. The transcript has 4 exons. Gene Ontology annotation, cellular component: m-AAA complex; membrane. The record is from RefSeq and is a predicted model, not a curated record. Gene Ontology annotation, molecular function: ATP-dependent peptidase activity; zinc ion binding; ATP binding. NCBI's taxonomy places the organism in Eukaryota, Ichthyosporea, Ichthyophonida. Gene Ontology annotation, biological process: mitochondrial protein processing; protein-containing complex assembly. The annotation marks the transcript as partial.
AUGUUGGCAUAUGCAGCGGAUGCCUUGGAUGUGAAUCGUCUGCGGAAUAGGGCCAUUCAGGUGUUGAUAGGCGGUGGGCUGCUGAUCUGGUACUUCACACCCGAAGACGAACACAAGCCCAAAGAGAUAUCGUAUAAGGAGUUCAAAGUCACUCUACUUAAGCAUGGAGAUAUUGACCAUGUGCAAGUGUUGAAUAAGACCGACGUGCUACUGUACAUUCGCAAGGGGAGACUGGGCCAAGACUCGUACCUGCGCAUACACCCAGAGGACGACACGGGACACAUCCGGUCUGCCAACCACCCGGAGUACACCUUAUCUAUUACGGACGCCGAACACUUUGAGCGGACACUGGAAGCGGAGCAGCGCAAUCUCGGGCUGAUGCCCUACGAGUAUCUCCCGGUUACCUACAGCAACGCGGUGGUCAUUGGCGCCGCAGACGUGCUCAAAGUCCUGCCCACCGUGGGGUUCCUGGCCAUUAUCUUCAUCACCUACCAACGUGCCAGAGGAAUGGGCGGGGGCAAAACAGGCCCUCCCGGCGGCAUGGGAGGGGACGGAGGGGCCAGUUCUAUUUUUAAAAUGAACAAGUCACGUGCUACGCUGCAUAAGCCGUCGGAGGUGAAGGUCAAGUUUGCGGAUGUAGCGGGGUGUACUGAGGCGAAGGUAGAGAUUAUGGAGUUUGUGAACUUCUUGAAGCAUCCCGAGGAGUAUGAGAAGCUGG